This is a messenger RNA of Paracoccidioides brasiliensis Pb18, 792 nucleotides long. RefSeq lists its product as uncharacterized. Gene Ontology annotation, biological process: mitochondrial translation; RNA processing. The transcript is spliced from 3 exons. The record is from RefSeq and is a predicted model, not a curated record. Gene Ontology annotation, molecular function: ribonuclease III activity; structural constituent of ribosome. The coding region runs from base 1 to 792 and encodes 263 amino acids. Gene Ontology annotation, cellular component: mitochondrial large ribosomal subunit.
AUGAUAUCGAAGAUACCUGGCCAGGCUUUUGCUGCACUGACGCGGCUAGGGCGCUGGCAUGCUCCUUCUUCUGCUCUGUCAGUUUGCUCUCGGACCACAACUCAUCAUAUCCGACGACGUGGACUGUCCUCCGCUACAAGCCCGGAGGUUUCAGAAUCACCAGCAGCGCCCAGAUGGAAAGAGACACCGCCUUCUAUGAAGGCUCCCGUACGGCUGCGGGGGAGCCCGGAGAUCCCAGAAUAUCCCGUCAAUUCAGAUCCGACAAUCCUGGAUCGGUUCUACAUUCGAAUGCUCGGCCCCGAAGGUGACAAAAUGCUUAGUGACGAGGUCAAAUGGCAAAUUGUUACGCAUAAAAGCUUUGACCAGGGGCGGAGAGGCUUCAAUGAGAGAUUAUCUUACUUGGGCAAGCAAAUAGUGCAACUACAGGCUUCACUCUCCCUUCUAGAAAGCGCGUCAACUUCUUCUCCGAAGCAAGAAGAUCCUUAUGGGCGUGCUCCGUUUGAUCAUCCAUCUUUGCAGGGCUUGGAGGUUCUCACGCAAGACAACAAGAACAUGAAGUUAAACCGGACGAAGAUUGCACAACUCGCACAUCAGUAUAAGCUGGAGGAGGUUCUGAGAUGGGUACCAAGAUAUCGCAAUGAUCUUGUGGAAUCGGGGUUGGAAGUUGUCCUAACGCAGGCAAUAUACGCAGUGGUUGGUGCAGUUGCGCUGGAAAAGGGGGGAGUUGUUGCCAAUCAAGUAGCAAGGGACUCUGUACUGAAGCCUUUGGGAUUUGAGGUUGGCAUGCCAUGA